AUGUUGCUUGGGUGGCCUUGCUUGUCCCCUCAACAGCAACAGGAUCAGACAACGCGUUACAUGGGACAUUUACUGAUUACACACAUUAUCGAUCAGUUUAAUAUCAAUCGGAAAAUUGUUUUACAGGUGUUUCAUAGUCUUCUGAGGGCUUAUCAUUCUGACCCGAGGGAAGUAGUCAAGAAGUCCUUAGACGUUCUUACGCCUGCGAUGCCGAAACGUGUGGAUGAUGGUUGCAAGCAGAUGAUGACGUUCGUUAAGAAAACAAUUUUAGAAGAAGGUGUGGUUUGCGGCAUGGGCUUUAUGUGAACAUUGGUGGUGAGGCACUACAAAAUUUACUAUGGCGUACGCCAUUAUAUGAUUCAGUUUCUUAUGAAUGCCAUUCAUCGCCUUAUAACAAUGCAAGGUUCGCUUGAAAACCGUCGUGUUGCAAUCGAUGUUUGCGAAAUGCAAGAGGAGGCUGCUUCAUCUGGCGAAAGAAGUUUUGAACAUGUGAAUGAAGGGACGCAAGGAGUUGCAACUGGACACAGAGAUUCUACAAAUCCGGUAACGAGCACACCACCCUUAAAUGCUGCUGGUUUGCCUGGUUCUUUUUCGCAGCGUCACGAUGAAGAGAACGAGCACGUUAUUUUUUUCAUAAUAUUUCCAGUUACUACAGAAAUUGUUGGCAGGGAUGAUCACUCUUUGCAUAAAUUAUAUAUGCUUUUUAGAUAUUGGGGAGUGCAUGCUUCCUUUGGCGUUACUUUUAUGUUAUAUUUGCUUGCUCCUGAUUGGAUACGAACUUUGCACAUCAUUCUUUCCAGGCUGGAAAAACAACUUCUUGCUUCUGUCGACCCUGCUACUUUGCAACAACAUCGAGAUACUCAAAAUUUUCUGACUCACGUCUCUCUUCAAGCCCAAGCUAUCAUCGAUUUAUACACACAGCUCGUGAGCAUGCUGCCUCCCGAGACGAUGUUGAAAACAAUGCAACAAGCUCAGCGUGGAAUUGUUGCGUGCCUAAGAUCUCAACAGGCGGGAGUUUUGAGAAGUUUCUACCAACUGAUUACGAAGCUAAUGGAAAGGACAAAAAGUACACCUGAAGGACUUAUAGAAUUAGAUCUUGUAAACCAAAAUAUUGCGAAGUAUAUAAACGACACGUUUACUAACUAUGAGAAAAAUCAAGCUCAGCCUGUCACUACUAUUUAUCCGGCAAUUAACAUUCUUCGGACUAUGUGUGCUUCCCAACCGGCUUAUGUAGACACUGUUUGUUUAUCUUCUUUUCUGAAGGCGAUACAAAGGCUCGUUAAAGAUCAUAUAGCAUCAUCUGGGAAAGGAGAAAAUAAAGUUGUUCCUGCUCUUGCUGAAUUGAUUAUUUAUUCGCUUGAGUUAUUGCGACCACGCAUUCACGCUAUGCAGUCUGAAGCUCGAAGAAAUAUUGGUCUUUGUAUAUUGCAACCGCUAGUUGAGAAAGCUCAGAUUGACAGGGUCUUAGAGGUUGUUUUGAAAAUGGUUGAUGAACUUGUGAAGACGGGAGAUGAGAAGCAACCGAAUCAGGGAGUCCCCCUUUUAAUCCGGUUAACACAAGCAUUUGAAAACCAAAAUCGGCAUAGAAGCGGUGGUGAAAUGCUUCUUUAUCUUCUCAGAAUUGUUCUUAAUGUUUAUGAGACACCACAUUUGCGUUCUACCGAUGCUGCGGUUAAGCUCAGCAACGCCUUUCAUUGGGGUUUAUCUGUCCAGGACGAGGAAAUUCGCAAUCGUUUUUUCAAAGUGUUUGAUGCGCAAGUUUCGCGAAGACUGUAUGAGCGCCUUUAUCAUAUUGUUGCGCUGCAGAAUUGGGGCGAUAUGUACGACACUUUUUGGAUCAAGCAUUGUAUUAAUCUUAUGCUGCUGUCUGUGAUAGAAGAAAACAAGGAGGGAGAACAUUGUGCCCGCACUAGACUUCUAAACUGUGCUACCUUCUGGCGCUGUUUUGAGAUGUGCUUUCGGCUAAACGACUUACCCUUCGACAAUUCUGACAUGGAAGGAACAGCUAUGCAGUACAGCAUAUCCAAUGACGCAUUAUCAAUGGACUCUGUCCUUAGUUCAGCUCAGCCGGAAUCAGCGAACCCGGAUGCUGCUGUUCGCUGGAAUGACUUGCCAAUUGAAGAAGGCUGUGAUUUUCUAGAAGCAUUGAUCAGGAAGCAAAGCCAGUUGCUUUACUGGGCGGCAAGAUUUCGCAUAACUGAUGUAAUCCCGAAUUCUGAAUUGGCAUCUCAGAUCUGGAUUAAAUUAUUUACUUCGUUAUGGGGCAGUUUAACGACGUUUGAAAGAAGUAGUCUUGAAGCUGAAAUGAUGCCUUUCUUAGUUUCUGGUUGUCAUUUACCUCAACAGAGCCGUUCUUGCUCUGGUCUUAGAACUUUUAUGGAAGCCAUUUAUCGCUGCAAUCCUCCAAUCAAGUUUCAGCCUAAUGUAGUGAAAUAUGUAUCUGCAAACCAUCAUGCGUGGCAUCGUGGAAUAAUGUUGUUGGAGAAAGAUGUGCUUUCGAUACCAAAGAUGCUUGGAAACCCUCAUGUUGUGGAGCUUUUUCCGCCACCUUCGUUCGUGCACCAACUGGCUACAAUGGACAGCCUUAAAGAGCUUUAUGAAGAGUUAGAUGAGACUGACCAACUAGAAGCUUUAUGGAGUUUACGCGCGUACCAUGAUGGUACGGCACAUGCAGUUUCUCUAUGCAAUCAAGGACAUUAUAAUGAAGCAUUGCAAUUUGUAAAUUCUCUGAUGGAUGCGACAUCGGAUCGGUUGUGUGCAAGGGCUGGUGAUGCGAGUUCGGUCACUUCAGCGUUAUAUUCUGAGUACGAAGAAUGGCAAAAAAUUUGGGUCAAAUCUACAAAGGAAUUAGGUCGUUGGGAGGAUUUGCGUGAUUUUGCAAAUGCUCAACCUGUUCAAGAUCUUGGACUGCUAGCCGAAUCGAGCUGGCAUAUUCCUGAGUGGGACCUUCUUGGCGAGUGUUUAGUCCAACUAGAAGGUUGUACGCCGCCACAUUUGUUCUUUGAUGUGUGUUUAUAUAAAGCGAUGCACCUGGUGAUACACCCGAGCCUUUAUGAAGAAGAGUCGGAAAAAUUAAAAAUUAGAAUUAAAAAAUUAUUGGAUGACUGCAACGAAGAGUUGAUGAGGAAGUGGGAGCGUUUACCGAAAGUCGUUUCGCACAGCCACAUCAGUAUUUUGCAGUCGGCAAAUCGUGUUGAAGAAGUCGGUGAAGCAUCUACAUUGUCAGUAAGUGUGUUACUCGCAAAUUCACGCCAAGCGCAACACACCAACAUAAUCACAGAAAUCAAAUCUCUAAUAAAAACUUGGAGGAACAGAACGCCAACUUUGGCUGAUGACUAUUCCCACUGGAUGGACAUACAUCAUUGGCGAAUACAUCAUUUUACUGCCAUUGUAAAGCUACUCAGACGAUGGGAAACAUUCCCUUCAAAUCAAAUUCAACAUACACAUUUGGCGUUGCAUACCGCUGCAGUUUCUGAGGAGCAGUUAGCUCGGGCUGCUCGUAGAUGCGGUCUUUUUAACGUUGCUCAAGACUCUUUAAACAGGCUACACACACUUCCUGCUGUUCUUCCAGCAGACGCUAACUCUCGCGUCACAGAACAUAUAAAAUGUAUGGUUAAGAAAGCGUCUGAAUUUAACGUUACGCAACAAGAACGACAGACAGCUCUGAAUGAAGCACUUGCGAUUACCGAAAAUGUUAAACUGAAUGCGUUGAAUAAGGAACACGUCGCUAAAAUAUUUUCUCUUAAGGGCGUGGUCCUAUCUAAGCUAGGAAAGUCUGAGGAGGCCAAUCGCGCUUUUUCUGCUGCUGCUACCUUAAGCGACCCAAGUGGCGUUAAGAACUCAGUUUGGUCUCGUUGGGGAGAACAUUUGGAAAAUUUAUAUUUUAAUAACAUAUGUGAGGACACUGCUUUGGACUACGGCAUAAAUGCUCUCUCUUGCAUUUUGGAAGGUGCACGUGUGGACAAUGAAGAGAAGACCAGGAAAUACCUAGCAAGAUUCUUUUGGCUUUUUAAGAAUAUGUCGUGUCAUGGUGAAGUUGUGUGUGGAAAAAUGUAUGCCGUCGUUGAAAAAUUCGCUUGUGACAUUCCUGCUUUGAAUUGGCUAUAUUGGCUUCCCCAGCUUAUUUCUGAACUCCGGCGCAGACCAUGCCGUUCAAUCGCGACAAUAAUAUCGUACGUUGCUGAAAACUUUGAACAGCAAACAUUUUGCGCUAUUCGUUCUGCGAUGGAUUCAGCUGAUGUUGAAAGGGCAGUUCGGGAAGCUUUCAAUCAGAAGCAAGAGCUCUCCCUACCAGUUGAGGGCGCGUUUGAGGACUACGCGUUGAGAAUAGUAGCACAAAUAUGCCAUCAGCGGCCGCCCGAUAUACUAGCUCUAAGCCGAAUUUUCUCUGAGUUAGAUGCUAUUAGUGAGUCUUGAUCUUGUUUGGAAAAUCGAGAGGACGUAGCGACAGUAAUUAUUCCAAAAGAGAUAGAGAAUGAUUUAUGUCGAUGGGCACAACUGCUUUGCAAUCCUAACAACAUUGCUGAAGGCGAUGAUAGAGAGUUUAUUCGCUUUUGUACAGAGGUUCUGGCAAAAGAUCUUACAUUCCCGUCACUAGCAAGCAGGCGAGUUUUAAGGAUUGUGGCAGUGUUGGAUGGUUGGAUCUCUUCCCUUCUCACCAAACUUGGAGAUUUACCAAAAGAAAGGAUGCUUAGGGAUGUCAGUCCUUUCCUUGCAUCAUACACUUGCAAAGUUGCUAAUGUUGAAGUACUUGGAGAGGUUAUUUCUACAAAGACCAAACAGUACUCAGCAUUUAUUUCUCGUUUCAUGCCAGUGUACCAUCUUGUACAUAGGGAUGGCGUUAUUUGUCGUCGCAUAACGAUUCGUGCACUUAAUGGCAAGGAGACGUGUCGUAGAUUUCUCCAGUUUGUGAUCCCAAGAGCAGUUUAUUCUGGAACUUUUGCUUUGCUUGAGUGUCCAAAUAGAACGGACGCUUAUUAUUCGUUCAUUGAUAUUCUUAAUGACGUGGUUACUGCUAGAACUAGACUUCGUGGCGCCACUGAUAUUGUCUUGAGAUAUUGUAGUGUACUAUCAGAGUUACGAGGACAGCCUCCAGUUUCGCAACUUUUGGAUACCUAUAAGCAUUGCUGCGUAAAUUUUGUUCCAUCGGAUUUAUUGUCUGAGUGGCUGCAUGCAAGAUACAAUAAUCCGACUCAUCUUUUUACAUUACGGAAACAGUUAGCUUUACAAUUGUCCUUGUUGUGUGUUUCUGAACAUCUAUUUGCAAUGACUGCAAUGAAGCUGGAGCCAAUGGGUCUAGACUUAUCAACGGGUCAACUGUCUUAUGCUGACUUUGACUUCGCUAUUAAUUCAUCGACGAUGUCUCUUGACUGCACCAAGGUAGUUCCAUUCCGGCUAACGCCGAAUUUGGUUCGCUUUUUGGAAAUGUCAGUUGAAGGUCACUAUAAAUGUGCAAUGGUCGCCAUUGUUCGUUGUUUUUUGCAACAAAACGUUUCACUUUAUUUAAGACCCCUCCUAUGGGAUGUGUUUUCGGAUCGUUUGUUGAAUCAUGAUUUGGUGGACUCUAGCUGGUGGAAAAACGUUGAUGCUGCAGUCGCUGCAUUUGUUGAGGGUAUAGACCCUGUUUCGCGAGUGGAGGAGCUCAUGAAAGCAGCGCGGUUCGUAGAAAACUUAGCUCAUGCGGAUCCGUGUUGGCACCCUUGGUUUUAA
Enterobius vermicularis (human pinworm) is the source of this 5709-nucleotide messenger RNA. NCBI's taxonomy places the organism in Eukaryota, Metazoa, Nematoda, Chromadorea, Rhabditida, Oxyuridae. The record is from the annotation of a GenBank genome assembly.